Molecule: messenger RNA, 2370 nt
Organism: Thrips palmi
Lineage: Eukaryota; Metazoa; Arthropoda; Insecta; Thysanoptera; Thripidae
Gene: Exo70
Product: exocyst complex component 7
Exons: 14
Coding region: 111-2234 (707 amino acids)
Biological process (GO): exocytosis
Cellular component (GO): exocyst
Molecular function (GO): phosphatidylinositol-4,5-bisphosphate binding
Source: RefSeq, a predicted model, not a curated record
AUUUGCAGGACAUACGAGACGGGUUUUGUUGUUGUUGCUGUCACCUGUCAAUGAAUGAAAACUGCACUAGAUAGAAUUAUACAGAUCAAUUGGACGUUCCGAAUCGAGUCAUGAACGAAUCUAGUGAAAGGAAGUUUGAGAUAGAGACGAAGCUUGAAAAGGAACUUGGAAAUCUUAAUUUGCUCAAAGAAAGGGUGAGCAAAAGUAACCAACUUACCAAAGGAAUAACCAACAUUUUAUCAAGUUUUGAACAUCGACUAGCUCGGCUGGAGGAAACGAUUCUCCCUGUCUACAAUGAAACAGGGAAUCUACAGCGUCAGCAAGAAAAUGUUGAAAGAACGCUUGUGGCUCUUGAGCAUGUGAUAAGCUUUUACAGCGUCAGUCAAGAAGUAGAGCCGAUCAUUCGAAUGGGUCCUGGUCCCUCUCAAAAUGGCAUUCCAUCUCUGGAGCCCUUCCUCAAGGCAAUGGACAGACUUCAAUCAGCUCAAGAAUAUUUUGAAAAGAACAACCCACAGAGUGUGGAACUUGAAAAUGUGACUACACUCUUCACAUCUGGUGGUGAUGCUUUGAAUCGAGAGUUCAAAGAUAUUUUGGUUCGUCAUAGUAAAUCUGUGCCCCCAAUAACACUUCUAGAUUUAGUUGCUGCUGAUGAAGACACAUCUGGAGAAGAUGCUCCACCUUCUCUUUCUCCUUUCCCUGACAAUGUUAUACAAGAAUUGGUGCAUAUUGCUGACUGGCUCAUUGCUCAUAAUCGUGAUGACUAUAUGAAUACUUAUGCUAAACAUCGAGCUGGAGUCUUGAUGAAAUCUUUGACAAAUCUUAGAGAGCAGCAGAAGACCCAUAGUGGUGGGAGCACUCAUGGUUUGAAUACAGCUGGCUCCCCAAUGCUGCGUCAGAAAUUCCAAAAUCGUCAUGAAACACCCAAUCGUAGAGCAUCCAGACGCCUUCAGCAUGUGUUAGAAAAAAAAGCCAACAAGAUGUUUCUCAAGGCCUCUCAAACUCUAGAGCAAUCCACAGGCCUUACUUUUGGUCCGAGAAGAGCCUCUUCCCAUUUUGCAGAACAACGAGAGGAUGUUGUUGAUGAUGUGGAAAUGGAAAAUUACCUUGUGUGUGUCAUGGCUCUGCAACGUCUCAUGCAAAGUGAAAGAGUCCUCAUGGCUGGUAUUAUUCCUUUGUCACACCAACCUCAUGUCUUCGAAACAAUAGUUUCAGAGGCCAUAGAUUCUAUAGUGCAGGAAGGAGAGAAUAUUGCUGUCCGUGCCAAAAGAUGCAUCAAUCGUCAGGAAUAUGGUGCUGUUCUUGUCAUAUUUCCAAUCCUGAAACACCUUCUUACAUUACGUCCUGAGUUUGAAAAAAUUCUUGAAGGCUGUGAAUACAAUGUGCGCUCUAAAUUUAAUUCACUCCUCAACACACUUCAUAGCACAGGAGCCAAAGCUUUGGAGGACCUUAUUGAAAGCAUUCGAGCUGAUCCCAGUGCUCAGCUGCCCAAGGAUGGAACAGUGCACGAACUUACCAGUAAUGUUCUGGUAUUCUUAGAACAAUUACUUGAUUAUGCUGAUACAAUAGCAGGAGUUUUGGAGAAAGAACCAGCAUAUAUGGCAGCAUUACAUCAUGCUGGUCUGGCAAACCGCACAGAACGAGCAAGAGCUCUCCUUGGAAUUUAUGUCAAGAAAGUGGUUUCACAGCUCAACACAACUCUGCUCAGUAAAAGUGAUCUUUAUGGAGAUGUUGCUGUUCGUUCCGUUUUCCGUUUGAACAACAACCAUUAUGUUCUGAAAGCUCUGCAGAGAUCAGGCCUAUCUGAACUUGUUCAACUGACUGAGGUGGACUGCCAGCAAUUGUAUCAUGAUAUGAUUCAGCAACAUAAAAAGGACUACACUCAAAGCUGGAGUAGGGUUCUUAACUAUAUUUCUACAGUUGAUGAUAUCCCACCUUCUGUUCUCCAAUCUGGGAAGUUGAGGGAUAGAGACAGAAACACCAUCAAAGAAAAGUUUGCCGGUUUCAACAAAGAAAUGGAAGAAAUGGCAAGAGUUCAAAGGGGCUAUUCUAUCCCUGAUGUUGAACUACGUGAGAGUUUGAAAAGAGAUAACAAGGAGUACAUUCUGCCAAAAUAUAAUGCCUUUUAUGAAAAAUAUGCAGGUCUUCAAUUUACAAAAAAUCCUGAAAAAUAUGUUAAGUACACUGGUGUUCAAGUGUCAGCAAUGAUUGAUCGUUUCUUUGAUGUUGCUGCCUGAAGAACAAUGUAGCUCUGUCCACAUCGAAUUUUAUUAUUGUUGUUAUAUUAUUUAUCUGUUUCAAAUGCAUGCUAGUAUAUUUUUUCAUAGAAAAUUGUAAUUACUCGUUAUAUUUAAUAAAUUAUCUUAACUUUAA